Messenger RNA from Talaromyces rugulosus, 1374 nucleotides. RefSeq lists its product as uncharacterized. The record is from RefSeq and is a predicted model, not a curated record. The coding region runs from base 1 to 1374 and encodes 457 amino acids. The transcript has 2 exons. NCBI's taxonomy places the organism in Eukaryota, Fungi, Ascomycota, Eurotiomycetes, Eurotiales, Trichocomaceae. Gene Ontology annotation, biological process: regulation of exit from mitosis; maintenance of rDNA.
AUGCCUCGACUUGUACGUCGUCGUCCGCUCUUUGAGCGCAUCACGAGCUAUCUCAACCCUUGCGAUUUUUUUCUUUGGAUAUCAGAAGAGAUUGACUCGAGUGACUGGGAUAAGUUGGAGAAGGACUGGGCCGGACCCCUUGGCUUUGGUUUUAAUUUUAUCUUCAUGGUUGCCAGAGCAAAUAGUGCUACACAGACAAGCCGCGCAGACGAUGACAUCUUCGGCGACGGCCGUGGCGGAUUGUCUUGGUUUAGCUGCUUGGCUUCGUUCAUCGUGCAUUUCCUCACCUUUUUCUCAGUGACAAAUGCCGUCUACACAUUCUGGCGAAAGCGCCGAUACCGUCUAUUCGAAGCUUCUAUUGAUAAAGUUCCCGCGACGCCGUCGGCACAACGAGUUCAAGUCUCAUCUACUCCGAUGUCAAUAUCCCCCAUUCGCUUUUUGUCGAACAUCUUGACCGGUGAGAGCGCUGAGUCGAGGCGCCACCCUGAUCCGAAACGUGAUGUAUGGGAGAUUGCUGUGUGGGAUCCAUUUCCUCUAUCGCUCCGUCUGUUUUGUUCGUUCAGCCCGGGCCAUGUCCUCGUGUACUGGCUUUUCCUACCCACGCUACCAUCCGAUCCACGACCAAGUGUGACUAUCUUCACUACGCUCGUUCUCGCCAUUUUACUAUCUGUACAAAUGUCCUUCCUCUCUUCGUCAUUCUCUCAACAAGCCAAAGACUCGACCUUGGUCCAUAAAGAAGUUUUGAAUGAAUACGACACCAAAUUCGUCCAGCCCCGUACACACCCGCUUAUGCGGGACGUGGGUGUUCAAUUCUCACAAGAGAACGCUACCCAAGCCGGGUUGGAUGACCAGUACAAUCAAGUUGAGCUGUGGACCCCGACACACAUUAUCAAUCGGGGUUUCAAGACAAGCCCAAAUCCAAAUUAUCUCCGCCAUGUUGACCCAGAGUCGGCAACCAAACCAGGGUCGUCUUCUCGACGACAGUCCUUUAUGCCAUCUAAUUCCCAAGCCGGAGUUCAAACCCCCAGUCACCAACGGGACUCGUCUCCAGUAGUCCAAAAUAAUCCGACAGCCAUGCGCCAGCCUCAUUUCCGACAACCGACCGCGUCUGUUGGCACGAGUGACGGCGGCAGCCUCGGUGUCUAUUCCCACGCCAAUUCUCCACUACGAAAAUCUGCCUCGGCCAAUUUUGUUGGAGAUCGAGCGGGAUCAGACCUUAACUUUAAGGAUAGGCUUGCUGCUCUAAGCCCUGCGAAGCGAGUUUCGAGUCCAUUGAAACGCAUAAGCUCUCCGGGAGGACUGAAUGGUACACCGCAGCAGCAGCAGUGGGGAUAUUCAAGUAGUGCCAACCGAAGGGAUACGGGGUACUUUUGA